This is a messenger RNA of Acanthaster planci (crown-of-thorns starfish), 2521 nucleotides long. RefSeq names its product histamine H2 receptor-like. The record is from RefSeq and is a predicted model, not a curated record. Gene Ontology annotation, cellular component: membrane. Gene Ontology annotation, biological process: G protein-coupled receptor signaling pathway. Gene Ontology annotation, molecular function: G protein-coupled receptor activity. NCBI's taxonomy places the organism in Eukaryota, Metazoa, Echinodermata, Asteroidea, Valvatida, Acanthasteridae.
UGACCUGGCUGACAAUUCUUUUUACGGCAAUGCUAUAUGCAUGCUCUGGGAAACUGCUGUGUCAACGUUGAGCCUUUCCUUCAGCGAAUGCAGGUGCAUCAUCAGAGUGUCAUCAACCGCAGGUUGAACCCGUUUGAAGUGACUAACUGAACUUGCAGUUGUUUGACAGGAUACACACCAGCGGUGUCAUGAUUCGGCCCAUAGUUCCAUGCGUCGACAGACAACUUUUGUGGAUCAGCUGAGUGGAUCGUCUGUGCAUCCCCCCGUUGGGAAUGGGCUUGACCCUUGGUUCAGUUAUGGUUCAGUCAAACUCUGCGGGAUUGUUUAUGUAAAGCUACCGGCGAGCACACUCACAAAGCAUGGGCUUUUUAUGUACGACUAGGCUCAGCUCUUCAUAAAGGUACUGCUGCCCUGAGACUGGCUGUAUUUUCAACGGUAUUCCAACCACCCAUAUACCUCCGAAUCUUUUGCCAAUAAAACAUGGAAGGGGCAACAGACUUCAUCAGCCCUGAUACAUCUAGGCAUCUUGUCAGGGAGACUAACGAAACGUCCACGCCAACGGAGUUUACCACAUUGGCUGGUUACGGUGAGCCCACUACUGCAGACUAUGAUUACUACGAGGGAGCAUUCAAAUUUAACGACUACACCCAGAGGUGUAUUGUAGGUACCAUAUUCGUUAUCGUCUCAAUUUUGGGAACAUUCGGGAACGGACUGGUUAUUCUGGCGGUUGUCUUGUCCAGAAAGCUUCGGACAGUGACAAACGUAUUUGUGGUGAACCUUGCAGUGGCCGACCUGCUGGUGUGCUUGACCCUGCCUUGGAACGCCGUGGGGCUGUUCACACGGCCCGAGCUCGGCUGGCCCCUGCCGGAGAAACUCUGUGUAGCACUGGCUUUGAUCGUCUACACCUGCGGCGGCUGCAGCCUGUUUACGUUAGCCACGAUAGCCAUCAACCGGUGGAUGCUAAUCACCCGCCCUUCUAGAACCUACCAUACGUGCUACAAGCCAGCCUACCUGGCCAUCAUGGUCGUGAUCGUUUGGCUGGUGCCGCUCCUGGUGGCUUGGCUUCCCCCGACUCUUGGACUUGGGGAGCUUGGCUACACAAAAAAGUACAGCACCUGCACUCAUAAGAACUCUCACGAACUGGCGCCGUACUACAGUCUCCUGCAGUCGGUGGUGUUUUUCCCGGUCCCUCUUCUCAUCAUCAUCGUCUGUUAUGUGAAGAUUUUCAAGCAUGUGAGGCAACACACCAAAGUGCUCAUGGGCAAGCAGGAUCAGUCUGCGGAACUGUCCGAGACCUCCAACAACCGGGAGAACCCCAGCGGGUCCAGCGUCAAGUGCAGCAAGACGGAGUUGUCGCCCAGGCGCUCGCAGAACCUCAGCGUGGCCAAGAGGCGCCUAAGCAGGCGCCAGAUCGAGAUCACCAAGAACCUGUUCUACGUGGUCUGCGCCUUCACCAUCUGCAUCAUGCCUUAUGGGGUGGCUCUGCUCAUACCGCCUAGCGACCCUGUCAUCCCGUGGACCGCGGCACUGUUUCUGGUCAACAGCUGCAUCAAUCCCAUCAUCUACGCCACAAAGCAUCCGUACUUUAAGCAGGUCUUUAAACUGAUGCUAACCUGUAAGUGCGAGGGAAUUCCUGAGCAGUCUGAUUUCCUCCGAUCUGUCAGGUCGACAGUGAGGCGUGAUCAAGGAAAAAGGAGGAACUGACAACGUACAAAAACUAAUUUUUAAAAUUUGAUUUGAUAUCACGUAGCACUUGUGAGUUCCAUAUUCAGAUAUUGGCUAUACUGUGCUCAGGCAACUAUGCUCAGGGGAAUAAGAACAGCUCCCAACCAAUCGUCAUCUAUGGUGUUCUUAUGUUUCAAAAUAGCCCCUGAGACAUGAGGUGAACAUUCAGGUUUCACCCGUGAAUCACAAAGCACUUCAGAAACUCUAGCCGCUCGAGUUUUUUUCCCCAGGCUUUGGCAAAGGGAGAGCUGGAGUACAUGUAUUGGACAAGAUCAGGUUCUGAGUGGGAGCAGAUGCCUUUCAUGUGGGAAGGGGCAACAAUUUUCACAGGAAAGCGGCGAUCAACACCAGCACACUUUCUGUCGAAAGUCCAGAUUAUUCUCAGCUGUACAUAUAUCUACACGUAAAAUCAUACUGUAUGGAGACAUGUUUAGGCCCGCAUUAAAGUUGUAUAUACGUUUCUGGUAUACACUCGUGUCAUAUUUUUACAACUCAGGCAAACUGCCAGGUUAAAUAUUAUAUUCUUGCAUUGACAGUAAACCAAGUAUUUACAUAAUUUGUAACCAUACAUGUAGUUUUACAAUCAUGCUACCAGUAUGAUUUCAUUGUACAAGGACGACGAAAAUAUUAUUUUUUUAAUGAAAAGAUUUCCUUUAUAGUUGUUUGCUUGGUAUUUAGAUCAUGGGUAUGACUGUUAGGUGUCUGUUGCAAUGAGCUGUUGUGUGUUUUCUUGUUAUGUUGUUUUGAGGUUUCCCUGGGGAAAUCAAUAAAAAGCAGCGUCCAGUGCCAGUAUAAA